AUAUAAAAUAAGUCUAUAUACCGUAUCUAGUACGUACUGGAAUCUUUAAAAAAAUAUUUAGAAACGGAGGGAGUAUACAAUGUAGUCAUGGAUUUAUUUUCGUCUGGUAAACUAAAGCCAAGGUGUAUGCGCCCAACAAACGUUUGCUUCCACCUCAACUCAUUCCGUCGAACACCUUGUGCGCACGCCUCCCCGAUGCGGCGGUUCUGCAGCAUCCCGCGCGGGCGCCUGCCGUCGACCCCCCACGGCGCGGGCCACCCGCCGCCGGAGUGGAUCGAGCCGUACACCGACCUCGCCGAUCCGAGCCCGUACACGGCCGCCGCGGCGGCCCCGCCCACCCCGUCGCCAUGGCUGCCGCGGGUCGUCUCCCUCGUCCUCCGCGCGCCCCCGGCCACGCUCGCUGCCGACCUCCGCGCCUUCUGCCGCACCUUCCUACUCCGCCUCUCCCCGGCCUUCGUCGCCGCCGCUCUCCGCUCCCCGCAGCUGCUCUCCCACCCGCUCCCGUCGCUCCACUUCUUCCGCGCCCUGCCCAACGGCACCGACGACCUCGCCGCCCACCCGCAGCACCUCCUCGGCUGUUACGUCUCGCUGCUGCACUCCUUCGCGCACGCCAGGGAGGCCACCCCCGACGCCGCCGGCCAUGCGCGGAAGCUCGUCGCCGAGCUGCGCGCCCGCGGGGACGGCCUGCUGGGGCACCUCACGCCGCCGUCGUCCGCGUCGCUCGUCCGCAGCCUGGCGGCCCUCGGCCUCGCCGACGAGCUGCUGUGGGCGUGGAACGGCAUGCGCCUCGCCGGUGUGGACCCGUCCAGGGUCACCUACAACUGCCUCCUCGACGGCCUCGUCAACGCGGGCCUCCUCGACACCGCCAUCAACGUGUUCGACGCAAUGUCCACGGAAGACCCAGUUCGCCCUGACGUGGUCUCCUACAACAUUCUCAUCAAGGGGUACUGCCGUGCCGGGAGGGUGCAGGAUGCGAUGGCAAGACUCGAUCACAUGAGGGAACAGGCGGAGCUCUCGCCCGACAAGAUAACAUACCUUACACUGAUGCAGUGCCAUUACAGCGAGGGCACGUUUUCACAGUGUGUGGCAUUGUUCCAAGAGAUGGAAGAGAGAGGAAUGGGGAAGGAGAUUCCGCAGCAUGCAUAUGUGCUGGUGAUUGGCGCGCUCUGCAAGGAUGGGAAGCCAUUUGAGGGAAUGGCCGUGUUCGAGAGAAUGCUCAAGCGUGGUUGCCCAGCCAAAGCAGCCAUGUACACUGCGCUCAUCGAUUCGAUGGGCAAAUUUGGUAGGGAGACCGAGGCAAUGUCACUCUUUGAGAGGAUGAAGAGUAGUGGGCUUGAGCUCGAUACCGUCACAUAUGGAGUGGUUGUUAACUGCUUGUGCCGGUUUGGGAAGCUGGAUGAGGCCAUUUCAUGUUUCAGGAGUUGUGUGGCGAAAGGUAUUGCAGUGAACCCUAUCUUCUAUACAAGCCUGAUUGAUGGCUUUGGGAAAGCUGGAAUGGUCGACCAAGCACAGGAGCUCUUCGAGGAGAUGAAAGUUAAAGGUUUUGUGCCUGACUCAUACUGCUACAACGUGCUGAUAGAUGGGUUGGCUAAAGCUGGAAGGACGGAUGAUGCCUGCGCCUUGUACAAGAGAAUGGAAGCUGAUGGCUGCGAUCAGACUGUUUACACGUAUACCAUACUAAUUGAUGGGUUGUUCAAGGAGCACAAGAAUGAGGAGGCAUUGAAGCUUUGGGAUGCGAUGAUCGAUAAGGGAAUCACCCCCACAGCUGCAGCCUUCAGAGCCCUUGCCAACGGCCUAUGUCUUUCUGGCAAAUUCAGCCGGGCAUGCAGGAUAUUGGAUGAACUGGCUCCAAUGGGUGUGAUUCCUGAGACGGCACACGAGGACAUGAUCAAUGCUCUGUGCAGGGCCGGCAGAUUCAAGCAGGCCUGCAAAUUGGCAGAUGGCAUCGUACAGAAGGGCCGUGAGAUACCUGGCAGGGUUCGAACGAUGAUGAUCAACGCACUCAGGAAAGCUGGGAAUACUGAUCUAGCUGUCAAGCUGGUGCAUAGUAAGAUAGGCAUUGGGUAUGAAAGAUCUGGCAGCAUCAAGAGAAGAGUGAAGUUUCAGACACUAUUUGCCUGAGCAACCGAUGUUUGUUCUCAGUGGUGUGAAGACAUGAAGAGGUGCCAAAGAUUUACUGGAAGUGAGAAGACAUGCCAUUGGCGAGCAUGUUCUGAAAAUGCUCCACACCAACAGGAGGAAUUUUGACAGUGUUCUGGAGCCAAAAAGCUUAAAACUCUUCCAGUUUUGAGCAAUCAAAGGGAAACAAAAUUGCUUGGCACAUGAGUCUCACAGACGAGAGAUCUUGUGUGCUACUAGAUUCCAGGAAAAUGUGGGCCGUCCGUUGUUGCUCAAGAGACAGGAUCAAAACACAAGUCCCAGACUACUAAAUCAAGCAGUCAGGGUGUUGCUGGAAAAAGGGAAAGGGAAAUUAAGAGAGCACAUACAAUUGCUUCCGGUAAAGUACCAGCCUUCUGAGAAUUUCAGCUGACAAUUGAUACGGUACACUUGAAACUUCGUACUGAAAAGCAAGGUGGUAUUCACUUAUAUCUGUCACAAUGAUAUUGCCCCUACCUGCUAUUACUGAAAAUGCGGAUAAUUCAUCCCUUCUGUAGUUCUGUUGUUUGAUGAUGCCAUGUUCAAAAUUAAAAUAACAAGCCUGAGGCCUGAAGGUCAUAAAAGUUUUCCCCUUUCUUGUGAUGAAAAAGGCGGUAACUCUGAUCUGGAGUUUGGAUAUGUGUUACACAUCACAUAUUCAGGCCUAUUCAGAGUAUCCAAGUUUGUCGCAAAGUCCUGAAUAUGUGAUUGAGACAAUGUCGCAUGCUUUUAGUCAGAAAGGGUUCAUCUUAUCUUUUGUUCAGUUAGAAUUUUUAGAGAUGUUCAGUUGGAGUAUAUUUGUAUAUUAUUGAGACAAAUUUUGAUUUUACUUAAAUAAUUCUUUUCAAACUA
Molecule: messenger RNA, 2988 nt
Organism: Hordeum vulgare subsp. vulgare (domesticated barley)
Lineage: Eukaryota; Viridiplantae; Streptophyta; Magnoliopsida; Poales; Poaceae
Product: pentatricopeptide repeat-containing protein At1g03560, mitochondrial
Exons: 2
Coding region: 88-2121 (677 amino acids)
Molecular function (GO): protein binding
Source: RefSeq, a predicted model, not a curated record